This is a messenger RNA of Lotus japonicus, 1266 nucleotides long. RefSeq lists its product as uncharacterized. NCBI's taxonomy places the organism in Eukaryota, Viridiplantae, Streptophyta, Magnoliopsida, Fabales, Fabaceae. Gene Ontology annotation, molecular function: RNA binding. The transcript has a single exon. Bases 1 to 1266 code for a protein of 421 amino acids. The record is from RefSeq and is a predicted model, not a curated record.
AUGACAAAGGGUGUUAUUUCUUCAUUCUUCUUUUCUCACUUUCCAGAGAGUCAUGGGGAACAUGAGAUGUGGAGGUUCUUUGAGGAUUGGGGAAAGGUUUGGGAGGUCUUCAUCCCAAAGAAAAGAGAUAAGCUUGGCAACAGAUUUGGGUUUGUUCGAUUCCAGAAUGUCAAGGAACCAUCUUUGUUAGCGGAGAAACUGGAUCGAGCCUACAUUGGAGGGAAGAAAUUGUUCGUCAAUAUUCCACGUUUCAGCAAGCAACCUGUGAUGAAACCUCGUAAGGGCUUUGAACCAACUGCUGAGGGGCCUAGAGCAGAACCCAAGGGUGUUGUCAUGGGGAGAAACCAGCAAGGCGAGAAGGAUCCACUGCCCUUCAAAGAGGUGCUUCUUAAAGGCCUCAAGUCGACAUCAGAGAGAAAGAUUGUAGAAGAAACUCAAGGCAAAAUCCCUCUACUGUCAGACCGUUGUUGGCAAGUCAAGGGCAUGAAGGUGGAAGGAAAGGUGGAAAAAUGGCUGGAGAAUAGCUGGGUAGGGAAGUUAAAAGACUUGGAGAGCUUGAAUACCAUCCAAGAUAACUUCUUUCUAGAGGGGGACAAAGCAGUGAAGGUGAGAUAUUUGGGAGAUUAUCUGGUUCUUUUGACUGAUGAUGAUGAUGAAGCACUGAAGGAGGUUUUAAAGGACAAGGAAGGCUGGAUAGGAGAUAUGUUUGAAGAGCUAAAUCCCUGGAGCCCCCAUAUUUACUCUGAUUUCAGGAUCUCCAGGGUAAGAUGUACUGGAAUCCCUCUUCACUUUUGGAACAUGGAAUGUUUCAACUUGCUAGUCUCAGAAUUUGGAACGCUGGUUGGUCUUGAUGAGGCUACAAGCUCUUUCAAACGGCUGGAAUUUGCUAGGCUCAAGGUACGAACAACCUCUGAGAAUCCUAUUUCUUGGUUCAAAAAACUUAACCUGAACGGUAAGGAGUAUGGGGUCCGAUUCCAAGAAGAACAACAGGUGAUCUUUGAUGGCUUCUGCUCCUGCCAUAACCAUAACCAAGAAGAAAACGUCGAUUCCUCUUGCUGGUCACAAGGUGAUAUCGACCUUGAGUCCCUUGACUCCUCUGAACCGGAAGAGGGAGCAGAUCUGGGUUUUGAUCGGAAGGAACAACGAAACUCAACGGGGACGGCGGCGGAGCAUGGGCAAGAGACCGGGAGUAGGGUUGAGGCUACGUCAGUAGCUGUUGGUUGUCAGGGGGCGGCCAGUAACCUACGUUGGAGGCAUUUAAUGUGA